UGAACGUCGUGGAGAAGAGAAGUGCCAUAGGAUUGUAUUCAUUUGUGCCAUAGCUUUUGGAGAGAGACAAGCCAACUAAAGUCACCUUAUAAUAAUAAUCGUAUUAUAAGGCUUCGACUACAGUUUUAUUUUACGCAAGUGUUAAAUGGUGAUGACCUGAUUCCUGUUUGGAUUCAUCUGGAUUUAUCGGAUAUUAGUGGUUAUUAUUAUUUGACUAUUAGCCUUUUAUCACUAUUGUUUCUAUUUGCAUUAUACAUUAUUUUCAACUCCAAAUUGCAACCCCAUUAUUGUCUACUACAGUUGCCAAACUGAAUCAUCCCUGUUUUGCACCUCCUGGGGAUACAAGGCUUGAGUCUGGAUGCAUGUUUGGAAAAAUGAAGUUGAAGUGUUUUACGGUGGGCUCCAUUCGACCACCUCUAGCCUACAACUACGUCGGCAGUUGAGAUUGGCAACUGAAAACUUGAUGCUGUAGCCUAUUGUAGUUCAUUGACGGCAGAAAUAUUGUAAUUUUAUCUCCGUGUGAAACAUUCUCGAAUGUGGACCACUGCAAACGAUGUUUACCGAGGUGGCUAAUUUAAACCUCAGCUCUAAUGGAAGUAUCGAUAAUCCACUGAGCUCUCUGGAUCAAGAAUGGAACGAGCCCCCUGCGAAAAGACUGUCUCGGACUGGACACCAUGUGAUGUCCGUCUUCCUUGGAUCUAUUAUGGUUUUUGGUUUCCUCAAUAACCUGGUGGUAUUGAUCCUGUUUAUUAAGUUCAAAACUCUGCGGACUCCUGUGAACAUGCUUUUGCUGAACAUCAGCGUGAGUGACAUGCUGGUGUGCCUCUGUGGUACCACGCUCAGCUUCGCAUCCAGUCUACACGCACGCUGGCUGUACGGGAAGCACGGGUGCAUGUGGUACGGCUUCGCCAACUCUUGUUUCGGAAUCGUUUCGCUAAUCUCGCUGGCCGCCCUCUCCUACGACCGCUACAGCACCUUAACCGUGUACAACAAGCGGGCCCCCGACUACCGCAAGCCUCUGCUGGCCGUGGGGGGCUCCUGGCUCUACUCCCUGUUCUGGACAGUGCCCCCCCUGCUGGGCUGGAGUAGUUACGGCCUGGAGGGGGCUGGGACCAGCUGCUCAGUCACCUGGACAUCCCAGACGCCGCAGUCUCACUCCUACAUCAUCUGCCUGUUCAUCUUCUGUCUGGGGCUGCCUGUGCUGGUCAUGGUCUACUGCUAUGGGAGGCUGCUCUACGCUGUCAAACAGGUGGGGCGGAUCCGUAAGUCGGCGGCGCGGCGGAGAGAGUUCCACAUCCUGUUCAUGGUGAUCACUACGGUGGUGUGUUACCUGCUGUGCUGGAUGCCCUACGGCGUGAUCGCCAUGAUGGCCACCUUUGGACACCCGGGCCUUAUCACCCCCAUCGCAACCGUGGUGCCCUCCAUCAUGGCUAAGAGUAGCACCGUCAUCAACCCCCUCAUCUAUAUACUCAUGAACAAACAGUUCUACAGGUGUUUCCUGAUCCUGUUCCACUGCAAGCGGCCCAGUUCUGAGAACGGCGUCUCCUCCAUGCCCUCCAAGACCACCGUCAUCCAGCUCAACCGCCGGGGCCACAGCAACAACAUAGCCGUCACCCCCAAGCUCUCCACCGGCGCCACCCACCAUAACCACCAUCCCCACACGGUGGAGUGCAGCACUAACAACCAUGAAGUCACCACCCCCAUCUCCGAACAGACCAACCCAGACCCCAACCAAGAGAUCACCUCCUGUGGACAGCCGCGUUCCCCCCUCACUACCCCCCAAAGCCCCUCUCAACCCACCCCCCUUUUCCCCCACGUGACAAAUGCUAUCCAGUGAUCCACUGUGUCAUAUGAUAGCGUCACCACCGAAAACUCUACAGAGGAUAUGGUGUUAUCCCAGGCAUUUGUCAUGUGGUGUCGACCAAAUACUCUCCAUAGUGAUUUGUCAUCAUGAGGCCACCUCACCAACAGUCUACCCAGAAAUGAUCCAUCAUGAGGUGUUGUGUCACCAGAGAAUUCUUCUAUACGCACAGUCAGUGAUCUAAUCCACAACGUUACCCAGACAGAGAACUACCAAUAUCUUCUACUCACAAAGUGAUCUAUUCCACGUCAUCACCCCAGAAACUACACUGUGAUCCAUUAUUUUAUAGAACAGGGUACCCCAACUGGCAGCCUGCGGGUGGUUUUAAUUGCCCCCCCCAAAAAAUAAUAAUAACUAAAUAUAUAUAAUUAUUUUUUUGUGGAACUUUUAUUGUUGGACAUAAGGCUGUAAAAACACCAUGAAAUCAGUUCCAAGUGAUUUUAAUUGUGGAAAUCUGUUUUGAAAUGAUUAUGCUUUAGUAAAAUGUACAUCUGUUUGGGCUUCUUGCCCUUGCGGUCAAUUGGCAGUAAUUAUGUUCUGGCCCCCAACCAUCCGCUCAAGAAAACAAAUCCACCCGUGGCUGAAUCUAGUUGAUGAUCCAUAUUAUAAAGGGUGUGUCAACCGCCCCAACCCGUCUAGAUGGUCAACUCUGUUACUCUGUUACUCAGUAAAGGUGUAGAUAUGUUCCUGUCAAGUCUUGCCGUGAGAAAACGCAACAGUGGUGUUCACUUGAAAAUAAAAAAAAUGUGUAUUUUUCCUCGGCUUCCGUUUUCAUAUUGUUACAUGUGUUACGUCGAUAGACCCCAGAGUUGUAUUAAGACUGCAUCGGCUUUACAGUGUUGUCAUUACUGUUACAGUGCGAAAAAAGGCUUUUGUCAUAACUGUUACAGUAUGUUGUCAUAACUGUAGCCCUUUCCAAUGAUGCGCAAUAACAGACAGUUCAUCUAUGAAUUUGUUCUAAAGCAUAUAUGAAGCCUAUGUGAAUGAUGUUGGUGAAGCUGAAUGCCUUGUUUUGCAUAUGUGAUAUCAAAUCACCUGGGGCCUCAUUUAUUUGCUUAGUUUUUAUAUUACAUUUCAGCAUACCAUCAGUUCUUUAAAUAAUAUGAAGGAUCCUCACAAUGUUUAUACACAUAACUAAAAAGGUGUAAAUCACACAUAAUCAUGUUCAUUUCUAGAUCACACUAAGUUGCUAAAUCAAUAUUUUCACACCUAGUUCACGGUUAUUAAAUCACUAUAUAGCUGGGGAUUUUAACUAUUUAAGAUCAUAUCUGUGCGUAAGAACAUUUAAUAAAUGAUGCACCUGAGUGAUCUGUGUAAAGCUGGCUAGUAUUACAUUCUAAACUGGUAUUAAAUGUAUGGCAACACUGUGAAGGGAUUUUCCAUUUCAUUGCAGGGUGAGGAGGGUAAUAAACCAGAAACAGUUGGAGAAGUGUAACAGAAAAUGUGCAUGUUUGCAACACUUGUCUUGCACUCUUGAAGCCAUCAUCCCACUGGGCAAAAGAGAUGUUCAAUUGUCAGUUAACUGAAAUGUUGUUUACAGUUAUGACAAUGUGGAAACAAUGCUGAUCCAACCUGCAUUUGCUGAUCCAACCAGUAUUUGCUGAUCCAACCAGUACUUGCUGAUAAAACCAGUAUUUGCUGAUCCAACCAUGACAGCGAGGUGUUGGGAUGACAGCGAGGUGUUGUAUGAAAGCCACAACCUGUUAAAGUUACCAUCUUGCUGUGCCUGUAGUGUUGGGUCAUGUAGUAUCUAGCUUUGCAUGUUGACAUGUGCCUCAGUAUGCUACUCUAAAUGAUAUACAUAGGUACCGACCAGCUCCCAGCAGGCAGUCAACAGCCUUGCACAGUGACUGGCUGUAGCCAUCAUACAGAACUUGCUUGUCUUUAUCCACAUGACAAACUGAACAGCACUGCCUCUCACUGCCUAAUAAACUGUAACCCAAAAACAGUUAAAUAAAUGGACUGCACCCGAAAUAAAACCCUAUUGUGAGUCAUGGUCUGCCUCACUGAGUACUGCUGCUAGCGGUGAGUGGGUGUUCUCUCUCUCUCUCUCGCUGUGUGUGUGUGUGUGUGUGUGUCGGUAGCACUGUAACGUGCCCGGGGCGACACGACCCCCUCAAGCCCUCCUGCUGGGAUUCCAGGAAUUGCCAUGGGGCAAUUCCCCCCCCCAGUUUAAUAUCUCCCACUGUAAAGUGUAAAUUAAGAACAAAUCAAGAAGGGAAACAACACAAACACACACAGGAAUGAAUCACCAUUCCGCUGUUCUUUCUGGACUCUCCUCCGUACUUUCGGUCCGUGUGUGAGUGGCAAUAUUUUAUGCAGGUUUAGAAUGAUAUAGAUGCAUAAGUGUAAACAUAUGAUGUAAAACAUGUAACUGUGAACUCGCUUUGAAAAAACGAUUCAAAGUGAAACAUGUUGCUUAACUUUGACAAUAGCCCAUGUUUUUUUUUACCCUAAUCUUACCCUUAAUAUUCACAUAAUUUCUCAUAAUGUCUCACCGCUCUGCCCUUCCCAGAGUUCCAAAACAUCAAAACGGGGCACAAUAUGAAAAUGAGUAUUUGCUUAAUGAGGUUAGAUAAUCGAUAAUCGACUUCCUGGAAUGCCAAUCGUUAAUAAAUAAACAUGCAUCCUCCUGGCUACCAUUUACUUAAAGCCUGCUUGUCUCAUUGAACCAAGGAUACCACCAUAUGUGUCCUGAACUAGGCCUGCAGUAUGUGCUGCAUCUCAAUAGUUAAUAAAGUUUUGUGAAUUCGAAGCACGUUGGCUGAAGAGUGCUCCUGUCAUAGGGAACAGGGUACCAUUUCAGACACAGCGGUCAGACAGACAGAUAAAUGGAUGGAUGGGU
Molecule: messenger RNA, 4706 nt
Organism: Coregonus clupeaformis (lake whitefish)
Lineage: Eukaryota; Metazoa; Chordata; Actinopteri; Salmoniformes; Salmonidae
Product: opsin-3
Exons: 4
Coding region: 554-1837 (427 amino acids)
Biological process (GO): G protein-coupled receptor signaling pathway; visual perception
Cellular component (GO): membrane; photoreceptor outer segment
Molecular function (GO): G protein-coupled receptor activity
Source: RefSeq, a predicted model, not a curated record